This is a messenger RNA of Cygnus atratus (black swan), 2250 nucleotides long. RefSeq names its product TBK1 binding protein 1 (gene TBKBP1). Gene Ontology annotation, biological process: canonical NF-kappaB signal transduction. Gene Ontology annotation, cellular component: cytoplasm. The record is from RefSeq and is a predicted model, not a curated record. NCBI's taxonomy places the organism in Eukaryota, Metazoa, Chordata, Aves, Anseriformes, Anatidae.
AUGGACUCCAUGUUCGAGGACGACAUCAGCAUCCCUGACGCAUAGGAGGCGCUGGGGCCAGACGAGGACUGGCUCGACAGCCCCAACACCGACCUCUCGGGUGAGAUGUGCUCAGCCUCCCACUUCGCCCUCAUCACCGCCUACGACGACAUCAAGAACCGCCUCACCGGGCUCGAGAGGGAGAACUCCACGCAGCGGCGCCUUAAGAUGUACGAGGUCAAGUACCCGCUGAUCGGCGAGUUCGGGGAGGAGCGCAUCUUCUCUGUCUACGAGGCCAAGGAGACUUCGCUGCUCAAGAGCGAGAAGGCGUCGCUGCAGCAGCAGCUCAACCAGUUCCAGCACGAGCUGCAGAAGAGCAAGGAGCGAGAGGAGCAGCUGGAUGAGAUGAUCCAGGCCUACGAGAAGCUGUGCGUGGAGAAGGCAGACCUGGAGUCGGAGCUGGGCGAGAUGCGGGCGCUGGUGGAGACGCACCGCCGCAUCCGGAGCCUGGAGCAGCAGCUGCGGCAGCGAACGGGCGCCUUCCCUGGCCUCGGCGCCCCGCUGCCGGGCCAGGAGGUGCCUUUCCUCUCCCUGCACCCCAACCCCGAAGCGCUGAGCCACGGCCGUGCCCUGCCCGCAGUGCUGGAUCGGCCCGCGGGCUGGCCGAGCCGCGGGCUGGAGGCCCCGGGCCGGCUGGAGGCCGAGCUGGAGGCUGCGCGGCGGGCUCAGCGCGCCCAGCACCGCGAGGAGCACCUCAAGGCCGAGUGCGAGCGGCUGCAGGCGGAGCUGAAGCACCUGCAGGACACCCGCGAGCAGGAGCAGUCGGAGCGGGACAUGGCCUGGGUGAAGAAGAUGGGCGACGACCAGGUGAACCUGGCGCUGGCCUACACGGAGCUGACGGAGGAGCUGUGCCGCCUGAGGAACCUCAGCUCCCUGCAGAGCCAAAUCCUCCGCGCGCUGCUGCAGGAGAAGAGCCUCAACGGCGGCCAGCGACACUCCCCGCUGUCCCAGUGCCACUCGCCAGCCCAGCAGCGCCGCUCGCCCGCCCCGCAGUGCCCCUCGCCCGCGCCUGGCCGCUCACCGGCCCCGCAGUGCCAGUCCCCGGCGCUGCAGCGGCGCUCCCCGGCCCCCCAGUGCCAGUCGCCCGCCCAGCAGCGCCGCUCGCCCGCCCCGGGGCCCUGCCAGUCGCCGGCCCAGCAGCGCCGCUCGCCCGUGCCCACCUCCAGCCCCUCGCCCGCCCAGCAGCGCCGCUCCCCGGCCCCGCCGCCCUGCCCGUCCCCGGCCUCGGCGUCCCCGCACCGGCUGCCCGGCGAGAGGAUGGAGCUGGGCUACGCCAAGCCCUCCAGCCGCCACAUCAAGGCCGGCUUCCAGGGCCGCCGCAGCUACUCGGAGGUGAGCAACGUGGCCCUGUACCAGCAGAGCCGCUCGCUCUGGCUGCAGCCCGAAGCCUCGACGCUCCCCAAGCACCGGCCCUACGGCGAGGUGUACCUGGGGGGCACAGGGGCCCCCCUGAGCGCCCGCGAGCCCUUCGAGGAGCACGUGCGCUUCGAGAAGCAGUCGUCGGACGAAGAGGACUGGGCGGUCCCCAGCCCCCCCAGCCCCGAGGUGGGGGCUGUCCGCUGCGCUUCCUUCUGCGCCGGCUUCCCCAUCCCCGACGCCGCCGCGCACCGGGCAGCUGCCGCCUAUGCCAGGACCGAGCACGCCCAGUCCUGGCCCUCGAUCAACCUGCUGAUGGAGACGGUGGACUCGGAAAUCCGGAGCUGCCCGCUGUGCCAGCUGGCCUUCCCCAUCGGCUACCCGGACGAUGCUUUGAUAAAGCACAUUGACUCGCACCUGGAGAACAGCAAGAUCUGAGCUCCUCCGCCCGCGCCGCCCUCCUGGCUGCGGGCUGCCCCCUCCCCGGACUUUGGAUGCUGCAUGAGAACACAAGGAGUGACACGGCUCCGAAAUACCUCCAAGUAUUCAGUAGCUGCGGAGGGACUGACCCCACAGGAGCCCCAGGCCCCUCCUGGCCUCGCGUGUAAGUGGGUUUUCCCCACUCCCCCUUGCCCAGUCCCUGCAUCCACGGAGAAUUUGGAUGCUCGAACCAGGAUGCUCGGGAUGCUCUGGGCUGGGUCCGGGGGCUGCUGGUGGGGACCCGCCUGCACCCAUGGGUUUCUCUGCUUGAUCUCAGGGAGGAUUUGAGGGACUGGGUCCUGGAUCUGGCCCCCAGAAAGCAGGUGAAGGGAAGGGGCUGCCCCUUCUGGGGCUCACUGGGUCAGAAUUGGUUGG